Messenger RNA from Apaloderma vittatum (bar-tailed trogon), 6108 nucleotides. It is a transcript of the gene KIF26A, whose product is annotated as kinesin family member 26A. The record is from RefSeq and is a predicted model, not a curated record. Lineage: Eukaryota; Metazoa; Chordata; Aves; Trogoniformes; Trogonidae. Gene Ontology annotation, molecular function: ATP binding; microtubule motor activity; microtubule binding. Gene Ontology annotation, biological process: microtubule-based movement. The coding region runs from base 1 to 5739 and encodes 1912 amino acids. The transcript has 15 exons.
AUGGCGCUGUGUCUUGACCCACGAUUAUCAGCUUUAAUUUUUGACAAGCUUCAAGUGCCUGACUAUUUACAGAAGAACAGGAAUGAAGGAGAGAGCAGAUGCGAAACUUGUGCCACUCACUUGAAUCAGCUGAAGCAGGAAGCCAUUCAGAUGAUGCACACCCUCAGUCAAACCAACUAUCCAGAAAUGCCCGACCUCCUGCCUGGUGCCGGGGCAGUGACUGCCAUGGUACCCAGGAUGGUCACUGUCUCUUCCCAGAGAGACCUGCCGCUCAUCGCUGGGCAGGUGGGCAGGCAAACUGGAAAGUCAACGAAUCUCUUCUCUGGUGGAGAGAGGAAGAAGGGACUUGGAUGGUCUCAAGGUGCAGGCAGUUUUCCGAACUCCAGCGUUCAAGUCACGGUGGCUCCCGGAGGUCUCAGCGGCGCUUUGAGCUCUGUCACCAUCCAAGCUCAGCAGUACCUUGAGGGCAUGUGGAGUAUCUCCAGGGUGAACAGCUUCCUGCCUCAGGCUUGUCUAGCAGAAACAGCACCAGAAAGUGGCCGAGAUGGUCCCAAUGUUCAGAUCAACUCAGGGCAGAACAACUCGGACCCCACAGGAGCAGGUGGCUCGGCAGCCUCCCAGAACAUGGUUGCUCCAGCCGGGGUUGCUGCAGGUACCUCAGCUGCAGCUUCGUUCUUCAUAAGAGCAGCACAGAAGCUUAACCUGUCUUCGAAGAGAAAGAAAUACCAUGCGCCCCUGCCACACACACACGACUUCUCUAUUUAUGCUACUAACUUUAGUGGCAUCCUGCAGCUCUGUCCUCCCCCAGCACCACCAUGCCUUCUGAGAUCUGUGUCCAAAAUCAAGGACAACCCUGGCAUUGGAAAGGUGAAAGUGAUGGUAAGGAUUUGUCCCUCUCAAGGAGCACAUGAGACAUCCGAAUCCAUGUCCUUCCUAAAAGUAGACCCGAGAAAAAAGCAAAUCACAUUUUAUGAUCCAGCAGCAAGUGGGCCUUCCAAUGCAGGUCACAGAAGAGGUGUUGUUGCUGUCCCAAAGAUGUUUGCCUUUGAUGCAGUUUUCCCCCAGGAUGCUUCGCAGGCUGAGGUAUGCUCUGGAACAGUAGCAGAAGUAAUUCAGUCUGUUGUGAAUGGUGCAGAUGGUUGCAUAUUUUGCUUUGGUCAUGUCAAACUUGGAAAAUCUUUUACCAUGAUUGGGAAAGAUAACUCCACACAAAGCCUUGGUAUCAUCCCCUGUGCAAUUUCUUGGCUCUUCAAAUUAAUCAAUGAACGUAAAGAAAAAACCGGGACUCGUUUCUCUAUUAGAGUAUCUGCUGUGGAGAUCAGUGGCAAAGAUGAAAAUCUUAAGGAUUUGUUAGCUGAAGUAGCCACUGGCAGCCUUCAGGAUGGCCAGUCUCCUGGGGUUUAUCUGAGAGAAGAUCCAAUAUGUGGAACCCAGCUUCAAAACCAAAGUGAGCUAAGGGCGCCAACAGCAGAGAAAGCUGCCUUUUUCCUUGAUGCUGCAAUUGCUGCCAGAAGUACCAGUAAACCUGAAUGCGAGGAAGAAGACAGGAGGAAUUCGCAUAUGCUCUUUACUCUUCACAUAUACCAGUAUCGCAUGGAGAAGAGUGGCAAAGGAGGAAUGUCUGGAGGACGCAGCCGUUUACAUCUCAUUGAUUUAGGGAGCUGUGAAAAAGUGCUGAGCAAGAGCCGAGAUGGAGGAGGUUCUCUUUGUCUGUCUCUCUCUGCCCUGGGCAAUGUAAUUUUGGCCUUAAUUAAUGGUGCUAAGCAUGUGCCAUAUAAGGACAACAAGUUGACAAUGUUGUUGAGGGAAUCACUUGGGAACAUCAACUGCAGAACUACUAUGAUUGCACAUAUUUCUGACUCCCCAGCCAAUUAUGCAGAAACUCUCACCACCAUUCAGCUUGCAUCACGAAUCCACCGAAUGAGAAAGAAGAAAUCCAAGUAUGCAUCCAGCUCGUCUGGAGGAGAGAGUUCGUGUGAAGAAGGACAUGUCCGAAGACCUCCCCAUUUGCGACCAUUCCACCCACGAACUGUUGCCCUUGACCCUGACCUUCCGAUCCUGAGUAUAUCUAGUGAUCCUGAUUAUUCUUCCAGCAGUGAACAGUCUUGUGAUACUGUCAUCUAUGUUGGUCCCAAUGGGGCAGCUUUGUCUGACAGGGAAUUGACAGAUAAUGAAGGUCCUCCAGAGUUUGUUCCCAUAAUCCCAUCCUUAAACAAGAAGAGAAGUAAAGAUAAUUCUGCUCUUGGUAGGAGUUCUGAUAAGGACCAUUUUAAAUGCAACACUUUUGCUGAACUGCAAGAAAGGUUAGAGUGCAUUGAUGGAAGUGAGGAACCCAUCAAAUUUGCUUGUGGAGAAAUCUCUGCUGUGUCCAAUUGUAGUUCAGUCUCUGGAGGUACAGAAAAUGGACAGUCUAAGCUGGUAAAGGAAAAAGUGUCUUCUCCUUCUGCAGGAUUUAAGAAACUGGUUCCACGAGAAACUGCAUCUCCCCAAAAAGGACAUAACCUUCCUUUCCAGUCUGUUGCACCAAAGGGCAGCAAUGGCAGUUGUCAUGAAAAGAGCACACCUCAUUUGAAAACAGAACUUUCCAAGCUGCAGAGCAGAGCUGACAACAAAAUAAUAGACUUGAUACUGGAGGAAGAGAGAGAGACAAUCACAAAUUCCCUCCAGUCCUCAAGAUGUAGCCCUUUAAGGAAUCAGGACCAGAAUAAGGCUGCAGCUGAAUGUGUCGGUAAGGAAAAGUCCUUGUACAUGAAGAGACCCUUGCCAAGUCCAGCACCUCCACCUCCACAGCAGAAAGAGCAUGUACUGAGCUCUAAAGCUGAGAAUUUGGAACUGGACAAUAGUAAUGCAGUUCGGACUCCUCCUGUGGGAAUGAGCAAACAGGUGGGAAACAAACCUGAGCAAAAUCCCGUAGGAAGCACGUUCCUGGUUGGUAACAACGCCCAGAAUCAGUCAGGUGCGAUAGAGGUACACAGCUUCAGGUCAGCGUUCAGAGGGAAGUGUUUUGAUCGGGAUAUACUAACUACCACAGUGACUUUGCAGCAGCCUGUUGAGCUGAAUGGAGAGGAUGAGCUUGUUUUCACUGUGGUGGAAGAACUGUCCAUUAGCGGGAUUAUGGAUAAUGGAAGACCUUCCAGUAUCAUUAGCUUUAACAGUGACUGCUCCCUUCAGGCCCUUGCAUCGGGUUCGAGGCCAGUCAGUAUUAUCAGCAGCAUAAAUGAUGAGUUUGAUGCUUAUACCUCACAAGAGACUUCUACUGGUGUAAAUAUUGAUAUUGUUGUGCCCUUUGCUAAGGAUCCCUUUACCAGCAGCAGACGUUCCUCCAUCAGUUCGUGGCUUAGUGAAGUCAGCAUUUGUACAAUUGAAAGUGAUGGAGCCCAGUCUAGUGACAGUUUUGUUGCACAGUCGUCGUACAGCUGUAAUAAGUCCGAGGAACCCUUCAGCUUGGAUUCAUCCCAUUUAUCUGUCCCUCUGAAAAGCGCUCUGAAUGACAGUGGGUUUUGCUUCUCUGAACUGGAGAGUGAGAGCUUGAGUUCCAGCAAGGUGUCCUCAAGCAUCAGCAAAAGCCCCCAAACCUCUGAAACUACCAAAGCAUCUCAGAUAAAAAGUGCUUUUUGUGUCACUGAUCAGCCCGUAAAAAUAAAAUUUAGUAAUUCUUGUGAUGCACCUGUAAUAGAAACAAUACAUUCUAGUCUUCCUAGGAAAACAAAAACUACCUCGUCUCCAAUCCACAAUAAUAGUGUCCUCAGCUAUAAAGAGCUACAGAAUCCACAUGGUAUGUUUGAAGAUCCCUGGCUGUUGCGCACUGAUUAUCAGUUGGAAGCAAAACCUGCAGACUCACUGCUGUCUCCAAAAUCUCAGACAUUUGGUACUGAGAAGCAGCCAGAAAAAGCUGGCCAGUGUUUUGAUGCAGCAUCCACACCAACAAAGUCACAGACUAUGCUUACGUGUUCACAGAGAGUUGUGGAUGGUUGUGAAAUGGCCUGCAAAUCCUCCAGUGUAGCUGCGAAGAAGUCAGACGUGGUGAAGAUGCCACAGCUGAAGAGAGGAGCCACCACACUGGGAGUGAUGCCAGUGUCGCAUGCUAACAGUAGUGUGUCAGAGGCCAUGACCCGAGGGAAUUCAGAUGCUCACUUGGCCACUGGCAGCUUAAAAUUGUCGCUAGGAAAGAAGAGUGCACCACAGAAGUCAACCAUGUUGCCCAGGCCAGGCGGACCAACACCUCCAACACCCCCUGUACGCAAAUCGAGCCUGGAGCAGAAACCUGUUGGUUUGGGUAAUGGUGGGGGAAAAACCACUGGCCUGGACUUUACCAGAGCUGCCACACUGAAGGCUGAAGAUGAAGCAGAUUUGCGUUUGAAAGCUGGGUCUUAUUUCAGUGAAAGUUCCAGCAGCAAAAUGAACCUGAAGGGUGACCACUCUUUGCCCAAGAUGACGUCCAGCUUAAAGGCGAAGGUGUCAAAGAGUGAAGCCAUGCACCGUUAUGGGAGUCACAUGUCCCUGGAGAGAUGCGAUAGCCUGACGUCAGUUGGAUCCAAAGCAAGCGUAUCGAGGGAGAAUGGGAGCACCAGCGGCAGCCGGGCAGGGCGCUCCGUCCCCAGGCUGGGAGUCCCUCCUGUUCCCUCUGGUGUGGUUUUACCACCUACCUUCACUGCCACUGCAUCUGGUAAAAACAGCCAGGCAAAACCCACAGCUAACCAGAAGGUGCAAGCAAAUGGGAACAAAAACCGGGGCCUCUCUGCCAGUGGGUCCAAGUCUCUCAGUUCCUCUGUGAAGUCCCUGGCGCAACCCACAGGGAAGGGCUCGGGUGUGGCCUCUGGCGGAAAGGCGGCCCCCCGCUCCAUGCAGUCCUUCAGCAGCAAACCUGGCCGAGGGACCAUCAUGGGGACCAAGCAGGCCAUGAGGGCGGCCAACAGCCGUGUGAACGAGCUGGUGUCGGGCGGCUCUGCCAAGGUCGGCCACUUCCGAGGCUCCACCGAUUCAGACAGCGGCAAUGACAGCGGCAUUAACCUCAGUGACGAGAAGUCGCAAAUCCCGGUGCUGCCAUCUCCAUACAGCAAGAUAACAGCACCCCGUCGGCCUCAGCGGUACAGCAGCGGGCAUGGCAGUGGGAAAAGCAGCGCGCGCAGCGCCUCCUCGGCACAUGACUCUAUGAGCGAAAGCGGGAUGUCGUCACCGGGCCGGAUGAGGAGCCUCAAGUCCCCCAAAAAACGAUCAACAGGUCUCCAGCGUCGUAGACUGAUUCCUGCUCCAUUGCCAGAUGCUGCCUCACUAGGAAGAAAACCCAGCAUCACUGGCCAAUGGGUUGAUCUACCACCUUUGCCAGGAACUUUAAAAGAGCCAUUUGAAAUUAAAGUUUAUGAGAUUGAUGAUGUGGAACGAUUACAGCGACACAGACAAGAGGAAACUGAGGGGCUGAUGUAUUUCCAUACCAAGCUGAAGAUACUAGAAAGGCGCCAGCAGCGAAUUAGAGAAGUAAAGGCAAAGCAUGAAAUUUUGAAGGAAGAGUUGGAAGAGACAAAGUGCAGGUUGAUGAUGGAUCCAAAUAAGUGGAAAGAAGACUUUGAAGUGGAUCCUGAUCUCGAUAAGGAGUCACAGGAGUACUUGGAGGCACUGGAACAAGUGACAGAGGAACUGGAGCAAUGUGUUAAUCUGUGCAAGUCACAUAUCAUGAUAGUGACCUGUUUUGAUAUUGGAAUAACAGAUGCACAAGAUGGAGUAAGGGAAGUGGAGGUGUGAAGAGAGGUUUUUCAAGGGACUGAAGGAAGUGAAGCUGGAUCAUACGACAUGAAGAAAUAAAGAGAUAAAGUAGCUGGGAUGUGAAGGAGAAAGGGUGAAGAUUGAAAAGCAACAAUGAAUGUUGUAAGAGAACGAAACAGCUGAGAGAUGGGAAUGUUCAUAAAUCAUUUGGUGCCUCAGUGUGACCUGAACUGUACAAAGAUAAAACUAUAGGAUUGAGUAUUUCUUAUUCCAGAGGGAAGCAAAGAAAUUUAGUACAAGCUGUUAAUUAAAAAACAAACAAACAUACAAUGGAAGUGCCUUUAAAGUUCAUUUGAUUUUCAUUUUUGUAUUUGGUGCUAGAAUUAAAGCCAGCAAACCUAAGCAGAC